AAAUUUUUGUCAAAUAUUUGUCAGUUUUUGUCAUUUUUUCUGAAAUUUUCGUUAAAAUUUCACGUUGUUCGUUUCAUCAUGGUCCAAAUUUAAGUUUUUAGCUUUCGUAAACCAAAUACAAAAAUAUGGUCGACAAAUACAAUACUGUAAAGAGAGAAAAUAAUACUAAAAAACAGGGCAAUUUUUCCUUUCCAAAGAUUGGAGGAGAAUUAUUCAAAAUUGUUAAAUCAAUAAAAGCGAAUGUAGACGACUUUUGUGAAAUUAAGGAUGAAGCCAAAAAAAUACCAAGUCCUCACUGUAGCCUCAUAAUACAUUCCUCAGAAAAUGGGAAAGGCAAUAAGAAAAACAAGAAUAAAAAUAAAUCUAAUCGAUCUAUUCGAUCAGGAAGUGGAAAUAAGUCGGGCAAAGACACCGAUAAAAAUAACAAGAUAAAAAAGUCAAGUUCAGCGAAAAAGGACAAGUCAUUACACACAACGCUGCAAUUAUUUAAAAAUACUCUACUGUCCAGUAAUAAUUAUAGUAAUGAUGAUAAUAAUAAUAAUGAAAAGGAACUCUUGCAAAAAUCUAGGACAGUAGAAAGGUUAAGGGCUAGGUCAGUAUCACCGAAAUUGCAAACAACCUCACGCAAACUUACCCCUAUUAGACAACGUACACCUAGUCCUCAAACACAGCAUUCACUAAACAAAAAUACGAUGAAAAGAAGUGAAUCACCCAAUAACAACAACAAGUUACGAAAAAAUGAAACACAAGCAGUCAAACCGAAAAAUAAACUGCAACUGUUUUCACUUUCGAAGAAAGGAGCGAAUGAUCCAAAGAAAAACAAAGGACAAAAAGGACAGUUACAUUUAAACGAAUGCCCUCGGUCUCCCCCUCAGUUUACUCCCAUAACUGGAAUUGAAAUUAGGAAAAAGGAAUCCAUUAAAAAUGUUCCAAUGACAAAAACUAGCAAGAGUUUAUCUGUAUAUAAAAGCUUAUGUACUUGCUCAAACUCUGAUGAAUCUCUACAAAGUUGCAAAUCAGAAUGGUUAAGUGAUGAACCUACAAAAACGAAAAACAUCUUUAAUUCUCAAAAUGACUCUACCAAGAAGAAGCCUCAAGUGACUGUAAAACCAAAAUUAUCAAAUCCAUUAAAGAAACGUACCACUUCCAAAAUAAUUAUGACAGAAUUGAAAGAACACAAAGACAAGGGAGUAGAAGUCAAUGAAAGCGAAAUAACGGCUACGGAAGAAGAAAUUCGGAUUGUGAAUUUUUCAAACAAUAAAAAUGACAAAAUAAAAGAUAAAUUACAUAAGAAUAAAAAUGCCAAGAAUGGCAAAGACAACAACAAUGUUUCAAAGGUCAAAAUAUGUAAGGAUAAGCAAGAAACUGAAAACAUAAAGAAAAAAUUAUGUCCUACAGAAGGAGAUGAAGAAAAAAUCAAAAUUGUACAGAAGUCAAACAAAACCUCUCGUUCUAAAAUUGCAAAUGUGGACGAUAUAAAACCACCACGCGAAAUAGGGAAAUCUAUAAAAGAACCAAAAAAAUCUACAAAUGAAGCGACAAAAUCUAUAAAGGAACUAACAAAAUCUAUAAAUGAACCAACAAAAUCUAUAAAUGAACCAACAAAAUCUGUAAAUGAACCAACAAAAUCUGUAAAUGAACCAAGAAAAUCUAUAAAUGAAUCAACAAUAUCUGCAAACGGACCAGAAACAUCUGCAAAUGAAUCACCUUCUAAUGAGCCAACAGAGUCUUCAAAUGAACCAAAAAAACCAGCAAAAUCUGCAAUAACUUCAAACAAAAACUGUGACCGAAGAGCACUGCAAGUUUUAAAAUUUGACAAAAGACCUGUUUUCGGACUAGAAGCAAACAGAUCGAAAAAUGGUUUGGCAACUAAAAGAACAAAAUCGGUAUACCACAAUAUGUGCACCGUUUCAAAACCGCUCUUAAAUCAAAAUGACGUGCUAGCAAAACCACAUACCGCAAUGCCCGAAGAAUUACGAAAAAUCAAAGCGGAAGUAGAUAAAGCAGUUGCUCAAAAGAAAAUAUUUUCAGUCGGCGGAAAUUUUUAUAGCAUAAGAAAAGCUCUUAUCAAAAGGGGUUGGGUUGAAAAAAUGAAGAUUUCUUUUCGUUCGAGUGGUCUGGUACGAAAGCUAUUUACCGCAAGUAUGGCAGAGCUUUUGGAUUUGUUGAAAGAUAAAGAGCAGGGAUGGCUUGCCAAAAGGAUUAUAAUCACCAGAAUGUUGGCGAAUCAUCCAGUGGAUUUAUUUUGGGAUUAUUCCAAUAAUAUUUUUAAGAACAGUUCACAAGGCAAUAACAGAUUCCCGUUCGUAAACAGAUUGAGGACUGGUUUUGGUUAUUCGUCCAAAAGUGGCCUUUGCGAUACCGUUAAGAGAGCUUAUUGGUAUCAAAUUCCAGGUGUGUCAUGUUUAAACCACCCGAGAACGUACAAUUUUGCUCAUUCAGGAGAUCCGCAUGAUUUUCUCGAUGAUUACAAAAGAACAGCCGCAAUGUCGGUCUUGAAGUGGAUUGUUGAAAGAAGCACUGACAAAGUCAUUAAAUUAAUAUCUAACAACGGAAAAAUACCCUUGACUAUGUUCGACUUUGCUUUGGUUGAAUGCAAGAGAUACAUAAAAAUAUCUAAGCACAAGGACAUUGACAUGAGGUUUUCCGAAGCAUCUGACUUCGAAUGGCACGAAUUUUUCGAACAUUUUUAUGCACUGAUACACCUCGGAGAACAUUUUAAGAGCAACAACAUAGAAACUGUGGAAUCAAUGGUUCUGAAGUCGAAAAUUAUACUUGCCAAAGUGAAGAAGUAUUUUCCUUACUUGGAAAUGGAUAACACCAUGAACGUAUGGAUCCUAAAGCCUUGUAAUGGAUGCAGAGGAAUUGGCAUUCAUUUAUGUCGCACAUUAGAGUACAUUUUGACAAUCGUAAAAAAUAAUCCGCAACGAAAAUAUGUUAUUCAAAAAUAUAUUGAACGACCACUGUUAAUCCAUCAUACCAAAUUUGAUAUUCGACAAUGGUUUCUAAUCAGCAAUACAAACCCUUUAACGCUGUGGAUAUACAAUGAGUGCUACGUUCGAUUGAGUUCUCAGACAUUCAAUAUCAGGAAGCUUCAUGAAUCCAUACACCUGACAAAUAAUUCUAUCCAAACCCGUUAUAGAAAUUCAAAUCGAGAUCCCGCGCUUCCAAAGUGUAACAUGUGGAAUUUAAAUCAGUUCAAAAAAUAUCUAGAAUUGAUAGGUCAUCCCAACGUUUUCGACGAAAUAAUCUUUCCUGGAAUGAAGCAAAACAUCACUUGCGCCAUUUUGGCAAACCAAAAUCGUAUUUACAGAAGGAAGAACACGUUCGAACUGUACGGUUCAGAUUUUAUGAUAACCGAAGAUUUUAAACCGUGGUUACUAGAAAUUAACUGUAGACCUGCCUUAUAUGGUUCCACGUCGGUUACAGCAAGACUAUGUCCCAAAGUUCUUGAAGACACGAUCAAACUCAUGGUAGACUAUGAACGCAAUAAGGAACCGAACUCCAGUAAUUUUGAGUUACUUUACAAAGAACAAAUAGAAAGACUGCCACGGGUAGACCCGGAUUCUUUCGUAUUUCAUGUUAGAUCGUUAACAGAAGAUUUCUUCGUCAAACCAGAACACCUUUAUCUCACCCUUACUUGGGAAGAAACUGAAGACGAUGCCAAUGACACAGAUCUAACAAUCCUUUCUUUAAAGUCCGAAAUGAAAAAGACUUUUGGAAGACUGCUGGGUCUGAUAAAAACGGAAAAAGAGAAAAGGACAGGUUUAAGUUCCGAUUCCCUGAUAAACAACAGAAUUAGCAGAGGGGUUCAAAGUCAAACUAACACGUUAGAAGGCGCCCUAAAAGACGUCACGGUAAUAAUGAAUUUGGACCACGUAGAGCUUCCUUAUUCUACGAAUAAUAUUCACAAAUGCCAACUAGCUGGAGGAAUGCAUUUAGGACAACAUCAAAUAUUUGAAGAAGAAAUAGAUGAAGACGAUGACGAACCAAGUCAUUUGGAGGAAAUAAGUUCAUCCAGCGAUACGAAAGAACUGGCAAAGAGUAUGAUCAGUGGUUUUGUACACCAACUGGAAAAGUUAGAAUAGAAGCAAUAUAUGUAUGAUUAUUAGCAAUAAA
Agrilus planipennis (emerald ash borer) is the source of this 4119-nucleotide messenger RNA. Its product is annotated as tubulin glycylase 3D-like. The transcript has 9 exons. Lineage: Eukaryota; Metazoa; Arthropoda; Insecta; Coleoptera; Buprestidae. Bases 126 to 4088 code for a protein of 1320 amino acids. Gene Ontology annotation, cellular component: cilium. The record is from RefSeq and is a predicted model, not a curated record. Gene Ontology annotation, biological process: protein polyglycylation; cilium movement; cilium assembly. Gene Ontology annotation, molecular function: protein-glycine ligase activity, initiating.